AUGUCGCUGGCAAGCCUACCCUUUAUCUCCGCCCUUCCGGCACCGAUUCAUCGCAUCUCAACUCAGUCCCUGUCUCUCUGUCCCUGUUUGGUUAAGUUGUCUCUUGAGAAAUGUCCCUGUCUCUCUGUUACCUGUCUCUCUCAAGACCUGACGUCCCUGUCUGUGUCAUGUCUCUAUGUCCCCCAAUUCUUUGUCCAUGUUUUCUGUCCCUCUCUCUGUCCCCAUAAUUUUCUGUCUGAAAUCUGUCUCUCUCUGUCCCUGUCUCUCUCUGUCCCUGUCUCUCUGUUCCUGUCUCUCUGUCUCUCAGUCCCUCUCUCUCUGUCCUGUCUCUCUCUGUCCCUGUCUCUCUGUCCCUGUCUCUCUCUCCCUGUAUGUUUCUCUGUCCCUAUCUCUUUGUCCCUGUCUCUCAGUCCCUCUCUCUCUCUGUCCCUUCUCACAAUAAGUCCCUGUCUCUCUCUGUCCCCGUCUCUCUGUCCCUGUCUCUCUGUCCCUGUCUCUCAGUCCCUGUCUCUCUCUGUCCCUGUCUCUCUGUCCCUGUCUCUCUCUGUCCCUGUCUCUCUGUCCCUGUCUCUCUGUCCCCGUAACAUGUCCCUGUCUUUUUUCCCUGUUAAAAAAGAAAUCGUCUGUCUGUCCUGUCUCUCUCUGUUUGGAAAGUCUUUCAGUCCCAACACGUCUACGGAUGUUCCUGUCUCACUGUCCCUGUCAAAACUGUUUCCUUAUAAAUACAGGGUGUCUAUAAAAUUUUUCUAUUCAUUAUUUAUUUAUCUAUCUAACCUAAAUCUGUCUAUCUUCAUAUAUUCAUAUCUAUCUAUCUAUCUAUCUAUAUCUAUUUUUUAA
Acanthosepion pharaonis is the source of this 837-nucleotide messenger RNA. The record is from the annotation of a GenBank genome assembly. NCBI's taxonomy places the organism in Eukaryota, Metazoa, Mollusca, Cephalopoda, Sepiida, Sepiidae.